AUGACGGAAGAGAAAAGCACCAUUUCUCGGGGUGAAGAUCUUCUCAAGGAUGAUGAGGGAGGAAAGCCAGUGGAUUCCGAUGAGGAUCAAGAGAUCGACGCACCUCCAAAAUCCUGUUUGGAGGAGAGAAACAACUCACAAAGUAGUAAACAAAAUUCCAAGAUGAAAGAUUGCACUCCAGAGGAGGUGAGCAAAGCUUUAUUGGAGGAAAUUGAAGCGAAAGACGUUGAAAUUAGAGAACUGAGGGACCUUGUUGAAGAGUUGAGAACUUGUAAUCGAGAUAUUGAAACAUUGUUUUCAGAUGACACGGAAGACAUGAUGGAUUUGAGAGACAAGAAACUAAUUGAAAUUGCCAAGAAAAAUAAGAACAUUAUUGUGAAAUUGAACAAGGAAAAAGCAAAAGUAGUGGCCCUGAUUCAGCAGCUUCAAAAACUGCAAUCAUCCACAUCACAAAAAACACCAGUGACGAACAAUAAUAAUAUUCGACAUUUUACAUCAAAAAACACAAAAGACGUUUCUUCAAGUGUGAACACAUCAACAAAUGGUGAUGCUGAUGAAGAAGGUGACGAUGAAACAUUGAAAAUGCUGAACCAAUUUAAAGAAAAAGCCAUCGCCAAUGAAAAACGAGUUAAAAUGCUUCGAGAGCAAGGUGAAAAAUACAAAACUGAAAAUAUGAAAUUACGAGCUCUUAUUCAGAAAGAAGUUGGUGAAGAUGUGCAAAUCGAUGCAUUGUUAAACAAUAGUGAAGGUUUCAGAGGAAGAGCUCAACAGAUUUAUUUGCUUAAAAUCAAAGUGAAAGACUUACAGGCAAAGAUUGAUCAAAUGAUGCAAAAUCCUCAAACAACCUCUACUGGUGUGUCAGGCUCUCCCUCUGUAAACUUAUCAUCCUUAUCUCCAAACAUAGAAACCUCUUCAACAAUUUCAACCCUUUCUUCGGUUUCAGUGGAUGAACGCCAAAGAAAGGCCAUUGAAAAAUUAGAACAAGAGAGAAAAGCAGAGUUGUUUGACUUGAAAAAGGAAUUAUCAGAGAAGAGCGAAGAAAUUAAACAAGUGAAGGGCAAGCUCGAGGCGUCGAUUGCGCGAUGCAAGAACUUGGAAAAAUCAUACAACGAAAUGAAGGCAAAACAAACAAGAAUGCUUGAAAAAACUGAAAAUGAUAACAAAUAUAUUGCAUUGUUGAAAGCAGAACUUGACCAAUUAAAGAAAAAAGGGCUCACAAAGUCUGGAUCCUCUACCAAUGUCAUUAGCUCACCACAACAAGAGCAAGAAAUUAAGAAAUUGACAAAGGAGUUGGAGCAAAAAGAGGAAAUUAUUCGAUACUUGAAGAAUGAACUGCAGACAACAAGCAAGAAGGCCCUCGAGACUAUGCAGUUAAGCUUGCUUGCAUCGAGCACAGAUAGUGUCAAACAGGGAGGAAUGGUUGAUAGCAGUGGUGACGAAGAAGCAAAAUUGAGAUUGACCAUUUCUACGAUAGAGGUCGAAAAACUAAGAGAGCUGAAAAAAAUGUCUCAGCAAAAAAUUGCAGAGUUGGAACAUAAACUUCUCGAAGCGAAUGAGCAGCUUCUAAAUGAGCGAAUGAUGAAUGCAGAGCUUGAACGAAAAUGUCAUCAGUUUAUGAAAGGGGAAAAGCCAAAUUUCGAAGUAACCACGAAUGUCCAAUUAGAGGAUGAGAUUGCUAUUCUACGAGAUGAAAAUGAAGCUCUUAAACAAAUGAUAGAGCAUUCAAAAAGAGCCAAGGAAGAAGAAAUCAAAUCAUACCUUCAUAUCAUUGACUCUCAAAAGCGCAACUAUGAAAGCUAUAUUGCCAAUUUGAAAGAAAAAUUAAUGUUAAACGGCGAAACCAGCGGCUCUAGCAAGAGUUCGGAAAUACUGCCCUCCAUUCGCCAAAGUUCUCCUCAAUCGAUGUCAAGAGACGAUGAAAAAACGUCUUCCAAUGAAUCCAAGCUUCUGGAGGAAAACGAGCAGCUUAAAAAACAAUUAUCCGAAAUUAAGAACAUGUAUAAUUCACUGGCUUUCUCGCAACAGCAGCGAAAGAAAUUUACACUAAAGCAAUGA
This is a messenger RNA of Naegleria fowleri, 2055 nucleotides long. RefSeq lists its product as uncharacterized. Lineage: Eukaryota; Heterolobosea; Eutetramitea; Acrasida; Naegleriidae. Bases 1 to 2055 code for a protein of 684 amino acids. The record is from RefSeq and is a predicted model, not a curated record. The transcript is spliced from 3 exons.